Messenger RNA from Stegodyphus dumicola, 1722 nucleotides. Its product is annotated as THAP domain-containing protein 2-like. The record is from RefSeq and is a predicted model, not a curated record. Lineage: Eukaryota; Metazoa; Arthropoda; Arachnida; Araneae; Eresidae.
CACCCACCAAGAAUUCACGAUUCACCAAGGCCAACUUCUAUGCAAGGUUACGCAACUUAACUACUACUAGACUGAACAAAAUGCCCGUUUUCAGCAAAAGCUGUACUAUCUUGAAGCAGCUUUGGAUUUUAGUGGGUUUCCUGAAAUUCAUCACUAGAUGGCGCUCGCGACCUGCUACACCCUGGCUAUACGUUCACUAUUUGCAACGUGGCUCGUUAAUAACAGAAAGUGUAUUUUAUUAAAAAGUAUUGGUGUUCACUAAUAAUAAUACAGGAUGGUAUAUUGUUGCGUGCCCUACUGCCGUUCAGACCACAGGAAAUCCAAAAAUGUGUCUUUCCAUGAAUUUCCAUGCGAGGAAACUGUGAAAGAAAGGUGGAUCAAGAAUAUACGUCGAAAAGAUUCAUCUGGUAAAUUGUGGAGACCUGCUGACAGAUCUGUUGUCUGUAGUAGACAUUUUGAGAAAUCUGCUUUCAAAGAAGGAUACAAAAAAAGGAUCUUAAAAAAGGACUCUACACCAACAGUAUUUGAGGAUUAUCCUAAGUGCAUUGUGCAGAGCUCACAGCCUCAGAGAGGACAGUUUAAAAAAAUGAAAUUGUCAGAAGAAAUAGGUAUUCAGAAAAAUGAUACUAACAAUUGUUAUAUUGUGAAAGAUUCACUUCAGAUGCUGGCUGAAGUUUGUAGUGCUGUCGAUAUGAGACAAAAGACCCAUUCUGGCAGUAAAAAUAUUUUAACCAAACAAGCGAGUAGAAAUAAAGUUUUAAAAACAGAUGAGUCUUUAACAUCAGAAAAAUUAGUUCCAUGUAAAUUUUCCUGUCUACCUGAUCGUGUAAAACUACUGCAAGAAUCACUGCGUGUAUAUAAAUUAAGAAUUAAAGCUAUAAAGCAAGAAAAUGAAGUUAUGAGAAAAUUAAUUUUAAAAAGUACAGUUGGUGGUAAUUAAAAUGUAAUGAUGAGAGCUAUAAGAUAAAAGCAGUUUAAUUGGAAUAGUUAAUAACUUUCGUGAAAGAAAAGUACUUAAAUGAUUGGAUAUUAUACUUAGCCACAAAUUAAGGAUUCCUGGAUAAUGCUCAGAAUGAAUUAAUUUAUUAUUCCCCUAUACAGAGUGGUAUAACUGGAACUCUUGGGCCUCUGUUCAAAAAAGGUUUCUGCCUCUGCUUCCCAAAUUAUUAUGCUCCGAAAAAUUCAAGGGUACUGGCAGCGAACUUUUCGAUUAAUGAUGGCCAAAUGAACGGUUUUGUGGCAUAAGCAUAUUUUUGAGCAUCAAAAGUAGCAUCAAGUAGACACAAACAGAAUCUUUUAGCUAGAAAAAUUAUGAAGCAGCCAUUUUGUAAUAUUCAUAUUCAUUUCCUAAUCAAUUUUUUUUUUAAAUCCUCACAAAAUAAAAAUUUACAUACAAGAAAUAUUUGUUGCAAGCCUCAUAUAUGAGCUAUCAUUUGAAAAAAAAAAAUGUACUGUAAUGUCUUGAAUCAUGCUUUUUAUACUCUCAGAUAAAUAUCUCAUGCAAAAAUAUUCACAUAAUGUUUACUUAUGAUGGAAAGCAUUAUAAUGAAAUCAUAUUUUUUAAAAAUAGCAUCAUAGAAAGUUUUUCUUCCACCCCCUAUCACAGCUCUGUUAAUAUUUGUUUCAUGUAGCAUAACUGUUUUAUACCUUGAAUUUUCGGAAAUUAAUUCUCAAGUAGUAAAUCUGUUAUAACUGCUUAGAUUAAAAUUGUUUGAAAAUUGU